GGGCCACUUGGAUUGAAGCCACUGAACGCAUGUUACUGGCAAGAAGUAGGUGAAAAUGCUGGUCCCAGGGUUCCAGUGUCAUUCCUGUUUGUGAAAUGGAUCCUCACUUUGGAUUACCGUUGCAAUUUCCGAGUGCGUUCACAACUGUCCAUGCCCCCAUACCAGUGGACGAGCGAACACACGAAGGGCGAUAUGUAUGGGAACCAAGAAUUCACUCGGCUCUGGCCCACGCUUCCAAUAGAAUUUGCACAGAUGGAAGCGGAAGCAAUCUUCCGGAUUUCUCCCAUUUUGCUCCGAGACGGGAUAUUCCGAACGGUCAUGUUAAUUUUCCACCUCAUUACAGAAUCAGUCCUUAUAUGGAACAAGUUAUAUCAUCGUUGCAUGGAAAUUCAGCAAUGGGAUCACCAUUGGUCUCGGAUGCCAGAGUGCCACUGUCGAUGGAUUAUCUGCAACAAGUGUCAAUGCUUCAUCAAAGAAGUUUAUUGGACGUCCAUACCUCUUUGCAGGCUAGUGCUAAUGCUGCCUCAGAAUUAUCGCUUGGAAUUGACGGUUCUGAAAUUGGUAGCCCUAAGCCUGGAGUUAGACAUGGGCGGAAAAGAGCCUUGUCUAGUUCGCCGUAUUCUGACUUUGACAUCAAUUCCAUGAUACGAUUUUCUCCAAGUUCUUUAGUUUCCUUUAUGAAUGGUUCGAGAAGCUCAAGUACAAGUGGUUCUUAUGGACAUUUGUCAGCUGGAUCCUUAAGUCCAGCGAUGGGUGUGUCUCCACCCGCUGUCCUUCCACAUUUCCAUCAACUCCAUCACUUAAUGCGUCAAGGACUCACAUCCCCUUUCUUACUGCCACCAGCUUCGAGCUUACCGCAGCAGACUAUGUUUCCUGGACAUAUGACUUCAUCGACAGCAACCAAAGAUUCUGUAUUAAACAACAACAUUUCUGGAGACGGUUCAGUGAAUGUUUCUGGGAGUCACAAACAAUAUCCAGACUUGCAAUAUUCGAAAAAUUUGGCUUCUACGGGCUCUGGAGAAGUAGGUGCUGACGAAGACAAAGAUGCGACAUCUGACAUCAAAGACGAGCCUGGCGAUUUUAUCGAGACAAAUUGUCGCUGGGUAGACUGUGAAAGGGAAUUCCCAACACAAGAGGAUCUUGUAAAGCAUAUAUAUCAGGAUCAUAUACACAGUAACAAAAAAGCUUUUGUCUGCCGAUGGAAAGAUUGCUCAAGGGAAGAAAAACCAUUCAAAGCCCAGUAUAUGCUGGUUGUUCAUAUGCGAAGGCAUACUGGAGAAAAGCCUCACAAGUGCACAUUUGAAGGUUGUUACAAAGCCUAUUCCCGUCUCGAAAAUCUGAAAACUCAUCUUCGAUCUCACACUGGAGAGAAACCAUAUGUUUGCGAAGUCGCAGGCUGCAGGAAAGCAUUCAGCAAUGCUUCUGAUAGAGCAAAACAUCAAAACAGAACGCAUUCCAAUGAGAAACCUUAUGUGUGUAAAGCUGAAGGCUGUACUAAGCGCUACACGGAUCCCAGUUCUCUUCGAAAACAUGUGAAAACUGUGCAUGGGGCUGAAUUUUAUGCAAAGAAGAAGCACAAAGGCGAAGACGGGGAUGGUAAUGCAGGCGGCUCGAAAGAAAACAACAGAUCGCAAGAUAAAGUUAAAAAUGACAGUGCUUGGAACAAAUCUGAUGUUUUGGCAAAUCAAGCAAUAGGGAGAGUUACAAACCCUACUUUGCAAUCUAAGGAACAAGACCAGCAAGGCACAGUGAAUGGCUCUCAGAAUGGUUUGUGCGCAGAAAAUCACGAACAGAUAAACGGCGAAGUGCCAAUUAGUGAUAACUGUGUGUCUACAACAAGUGGUAUCGGAGAUGCUUUCGAUGGAGAUACGUACUGUUGGGAACCAAACAGAGUCGUGGACAUUGAAGACGAUAGCUACUUAGCGGCUGUUAUGUGCGCUGUUACUUCAAGUGCAGAUGAUGGCAAUGGAUUUAUAAGAGGAAGAAAGAGUGGCUUUCACAAAGCAAUCAAAUCAAAAACGUCUUGGCUGCCUAAAUGGCAAUUACCGAAAGGAAUCUUUCACAGAAGCAAUGGCAGUAAGAUAUCAUCUGAUCUUCCUCCUCCAAUAAAUCACCCAACUAAAAUUGCAGACGGGGAGACGAAGAAAAUUUAUACGAAUCUUUCAUCCUCCAAGAAUUCAGGCUGUGCUACGGUUAUGCAAACAAACGUGGAGAGUACUGGACUAAGAAGAAGACAAAACAGUACAAGCUCAGCCAGUACCUGUUAUGGUAGUAUGUCUUCUGAUGUUAGUUGCCAAAGUCAAGACACGAAUAAAAGAGCUAUUCAAGGUUCCUAUACAUCGCCAAGUAUGCAUAGUGCUCAAUCUUCAUGUGAUCCCAUUUCUCUUUGGAGCUCUCGACGUUCAAGUGAAGUCAGUAGUUUGGAACGCCUAUCCCCAGCCGGCUCAGUCCGCUUACAAGCUUUGCACUCAGAUAUUUCAGAUGUAAAAGAUAUUAAAAAUAUCAAAAAUAACUCACAAGAUAUUAAUAUUUGCGAUAAAAAUGAAAAUUCUUCUUCAGCAUCCAUCCAUAAACAACCCCCAGUAUUCUAUCAGUGCAAUAACUCUCAAAAUCAUGUUAAAGGAGGCUCUUCAGAUCGUGCUGAAGCUUCUCAGCUUUCUAAUCAAUUAUCGAGAACAAGUGAUAUUAAUAGGCUGACUCCAAUUCCCCAUGUGCCGCAAUACUUUUCAAAUCACGAUGGUACUUCUAACCAAAAUCUCGACUGGCAACAAAGUGAUGUUAACGAAGAAAAUAAAAAUAUAGUGAAAAAUGGAUGCGAUUCAAAUGACACUCUAGAUUGCAGCAAAGAUCUUAUUUUGCCUGAUGAUGUGGUCAGUUAUCUGAAUGAAGUAUCGCAGCAAGAAAGUGUUGCUGAAAACAAUAUUAAAAUUUGUUUUCAAAAUCAAACUUCUUUCCAAGUUCCCAUUAAAACAGAUUGUUGCUCGGGUUGUAAACAAGAUCCAUAUGAGAAUCAGCAAUUCCAAAAUUCCUGCUGCAAUCAAAAUGCAAUAAGCAAUCAAAAACCGUUUUAUCAAAACUGUGCAUCACACCAUAUGAAUUUAAAUUCUCCCAGUUGCUUGUCUUCCGAAAUGAGUCGAGUUAGUUGUAUCGAUGUGCAAACUAAUUUUAAUCAAAAUCAAAGCAAUUUUCAACCUAUGUUAUCGAAUGGAUGCAAAAAUGAAUAUUUUGCCCAAUCUUGCAAUCAAAUGGCUAGUCAGCAUAUGUUAAAUGGUUGCGUUCAACAAACAUGGAACUCUCAAAAUAUUCAAUUAAGUGGAACAUUUCAAAGCCAGGUGUGUUCAUCACAUAACGCGAAUUCCACACCUUUCUAUUGCAAUCAACAGCAUUAUUCCAAUCCUCCAAUGUAUCAAGUACAAAAUCAGUAUUCUGCAAAAAGUCAUCAGAUCCAAACUCCAGUUUUAGAAAAUAGAUGCUCGAUGACGAACUGCAGCAGAUCUCCGCAAACAAUGCACAUUCCGCCUUCAUACUGUAAUCAUCAAAUGAGUACUCAACAGCCAGUGUUCCAAUGCUCUGCUCCAACAUGCAUAGAUCCGUCUAACAUGCAAACUAAAUACCAUCAAAUUCCACAAAACUAUAGUGCGUAUCAUUCACAAAGCUCCCACGUUCAAAACCAUAGCAAUUUUUCCCAGUAUCAUCACUGUACUAAUUGUGGAGCCGGACAGAACUUUCCUCAAAACCACUGUUACAUUAACAGUUUAACGCAAAGAAACUCUCCUCACGAGUUUAUGCCACCGACUCACAAUGUGCAAUGUAGAUCUCAGCCUCCCAUUUCUCUGUAUGCGCGAAGCAAUUCUCCAUCGGAAAUUGGAAACGCCAGAUUAUCCGGAGCAAUUUCUUGUAAUGAAAAAAUAGAUGCAACAGAGAAACAAACUUUUAUUUCAGCAAAGACUGAGACAAGUGAGAUACCAAAUACUUGUGCAAAUAAUGUACAUUCCAUUGCGAAGGUUACUACUCCUACAUCGGUUCAGAGUAGCGGUUUUGAAAGUAAUGUUAGUCACAUAGUGGACAUUGCACCUAGUGUAUCACAAACUUCGGCUCAAUCUUCACUUCCAACGUGUAAUAUGGUAAUAAACGAUAUGAACUCUAUACUUUCUUCAUUGAUGGAAGAAACAAAAUACUUGAGGCUUUUACAAUAAUAUAUAUAUAUAUAUAUUAAAAUAAUUCAGAAACUGUUCUUCCAUUCGUAGAUAUAAAACAAAUUUGCUGUUAGAAAUUAUCGCUCGCACACAAAUACACAUUUUAUAUCCUUUACAUUCCAUUUCUAUUGCUCUCUGUUUCCGUUUACAAUGACGCAGAGGAAACGUUUUGUAAAACAAAACUAAAGUAAGGAAGUUAUAAAACUCCUCAGCAAUUAGCAAGAAAUGUAAUGAAUGUGCCUGCUAUAGUAAAAAUAAAUGCAAAUCUUUUGUUCUGAUCCUGAAAUAUUUAACACAACUAUAUAUACAUCUUCUUUAGUGCUGUGUUUUAUGAUUCCUUUUUAAAACAAAUGGCGAGGUAGUAAAAGUUUCCAAUUUGAAGUAAUAUGUUCCUUGCACCUGAUCAUCUAGAUGCCUAUGUUUAAUUAACUAAAAUUAACUUAUAUAGCAUAAGUUAUGUAUGUUUAAUAUAUAGCAUAAGUUAAUUUUAGUAUGUCCAGUCUUGUGUUUACAUUUUCUUCAACAAAAAUUAGAAGAGAUGUAUCUGUUGCUCUUUACUGGAAUUAAAAACGAGUUGGCAAAACAGCAUUACAAACUAGGCUUCCAUGAUGCGUAUAAAUCUUUAUAAGUAGCAAAUAAAAUAUUCAACAAUAAUUACUUUUUCUUUGCUACAUGAGAGAAUUUAAUAAGCAAUUAUUGCUUGCAAAAAUGGUUAUGCAUUUUUUGCAUAAAAUUCGAAUUUAGCUUGUGUACAAUAUUGCUUGUAUACAAUCCUAAAACACAGCACCAAUUCUCCAUUUGCAAAUAAGUUGCAAUUACAUGGCUGGCCCCUAUCUGCCUGUAUAUGUCGGUCUGUUAUAUGCAUAUGUAUAUGGGGCUCAAAAGACGUGGUAAAUGGGCUUGGAUUUGUUUCCUUCAUUAUUAAUGUGUAAAAAAUUGAAUGAAAAUUUCGUAAAACAUUCAGAAUUUUAUGAAAACUGUUUCAACACUGUAAAUUGGAGAAGGCCCAGUUGAAUUAAAAUCUAUUUGUUUAAAUGAUCACCAUAAAUUAAAUAUUUCAGUUACUAAAAUGUUCAUUAAAUGCUUUAGUUAAUUAAAAGUAGUCCGUACUUUUAAGUGAAAAUUUUGCUGAGACAUUUGGCAUCGAAUUUAUUGAGUGACAUAAUUUUUCCACUACUAUUACAGACUUAAUUUGAAAGUUUUGAGAACAAACUUAAGAGGCCAGUCAUGAAAUAGAUUUUGAUCUUUAUGCCGGUUAAUUGCAGUUUAGUUGCUAAAUUUGCAGAUAGAUUGCCAUUUUAAAAUUUUUUAUUAAAUUUUCUUACUGAAUAUAAGCCGGAAAGUUUUGGAACGUUUUAUUUAUUGAAGCAUACUAAUUAUCUUGUUCCCAGGGAAAUCACAUAAAAACAUAACCUUUUUUAAAAGUCCUCCCCAUUUCUAGUGUUGAUUAUUAUUGUUAUUGUGUUACCAUAAAAUACUGAACUUAAGAUGUUAUAUAACUGGAAAUUACGAAUCUGGAUCAAUAUCUAAACAAAUAAAAACCUGCAGUCACCUUUUUUCGAAUGCUGUAUAUACAUGCAGAUAGAUAGAUAGAUAACAUAGGUGGAUAUGACUGUUUUGUAUAAAAGAGUAUAUAAUUUAUGUUUUUAAAAACACGUACUCUGCUUUCAUUGAAAUAGCCUUUCAAUGAAUUAUUCUUAUAUGUUAUCUAAAUUGGUGAGUAAGCUAAUCACAUACAGUGAAAUCUUGGUUCACGAAUUUAAUUUGUUCCUGAGGGACGUUUGUGAAUUGAAUCGAAAUGUCGAAAAUCCACCAUUGUUUUCAUUAAUCCCACUUUCAAGCAUCUGGACACAAAUAUCAUAAUUGGGAUAUACCAUAUGUGCCUUUAGCCUGUAAAUGCUCUAUUACAGUUUUUAACAUCAUGUAUAUUUUGAUAGAUAUCCGAAUAUUUAACCUUGUUAUAUUUUCGAGUUGCUUUCUCAGACUCAUCCAGUGUGAGUGCCCUUUUAAAUCCUUUUCAUAAUUACAUCGCAAAGCAAAUCACAGUUAUUUCUUCGGCUGUAGUAUUUAGCCUCAUGUAUGUGAAGUCAAUGUACAAGUGUGUGUUAUCAUCAUAAAUGAGUGUUUUCAACUGUUUAAAUGUUUCAUUAUUUAAAAGUUUCAUUAUACUCUUAAAUACAGCUGUAUCAAUGAGAGGUAGAGUGUGCGUUUAUUAGUUUCUUUCUUUCUCUGUGAAUACAUAGUGAGGACAAAAACAGUCCCCGAUUUCAAGAUGUUAUGAAAUAAAAAAGUUGCUUGAAUAAGUUGAUAAAUGUGAUAACAAAGAUCGCAAAGCUAUCGAAAACGGAGUUCACCCCUAUAACAACGAAGCUGGUGAGCACUUUUCGAAAACAGUCGUAUCAUCUGGUAAGUUCGAAUGGAAUUUUGGAAUUGAUUCAUCCACGUAAAAAUCCGUUUUAAAAUGACAAAAAAUAUUUAGUGAAACUGGUUGCAUUUAUAAUCAAAAUAAAGGACAUUCUGGUAGACCUUCUAUCUUGAAGGAAGUUGUGGACUUAACUGUGACUUUUUCUUAGGGGGCUGUAUUAAAGUUAAAAUAGGUGUUUCUCCCUUAUGUAGAACACUGGAUGAUCUUCAAGGACGCGCCGAAACUGUUGUCAACUUCAUCACACCGGAUACACUGCAUAACGUGGUUGGAGCUGUUUUCCGUGUAAACGGUAGCGUGCGCAUCGAAUUUUUGUGAUUCAAAUCCAUAUUACCACUGCCUUUUGAGCUUACGCAACUAUAGGAAAAAAUUGGGCAGAUUAAUUUUUUCAAUAUUAAAGUUGUACUCUUUUGAAACAGGGCACUGUUGUGAUCACCUUGUAUAUAUAGUAUAUAUAUUAUUCCAAAGCAUUUACUUUAUUUUGUUUCAUUUGUGUUUUCUCUCUCCUCUAAAAUUGUAGUAUUUAAAUUAGCUGAUACUAAUUUAAUGAAAACUGUUGUAUUGUGAUAUAUGGUGCUCUGGUUCGCUUAUGUUAAUUCUUUAUUUAAUGAUUUUUUAAUAAUGACUUGGGAAUCUCUUUCAUUAAAAUUUUGCUCUUAGUACUUAGUUCCUUUUCAGUUUUUGAAAUAUUUUGAAAAAAAAAAUAUAUAUAUAUAUAUAUGCAUAUACUAUAUGUUUAUGUUAAACUGAAUAUUUUUAUGACAUAUACAUAAGCAAUAACAAUUUAGCGCAAGUUAAAAUUGUUAACAAUAAAAUUAUCAAUAUUUUUAUAUAUGUGUUAUCAGUGAAAAUGUUACUGUGUAUUGUUAAAUUCUGAGUUAUUCAGUCGAGCAGGUUGAUUAAAAAAUAUUUAAUUUCAAUCACAUUGUUAUUUUUACCUCUCAGGGUUAUUUUUUCACGCUAACUUAAAAAACGAGGGGAAGUAAUUUUCAUCGCUUGCUUCAUUGUAUGCUUUUUUAAAUACUUUUCAAGUUUUUUUUUUUUUUUUUUUUUUUGACUGUGAUACAAUUUUUAACACUUAAAUAUUUUCUCUUACUGAAUUACUACAUUAUACUAAUUGUAAUUCAAUUUUUGGAUUCUGUUUGCAUUCCUUAUUUGUAUCAUACAAAAUAAAAUGAAUAAAUGUGUUAUGAUGAAAUCUGUUAAACUGUAAAAAUAAAUAAUGAUUGAAUCUAUA
This is a messenger RNA of Stegodyphus dumicola, 7855 nucleotides long. RefSeq lists its product as uncharacterized. Gene Ontology annotation, biological process: regulation of transcription by RNA polymerase II. Gene Ontology annotation, cellular component: nucleus. The record is from RefSeq and is a predicted model, not a curated record. Gene Ontology annotation, molecular function: RNA polymerase II cis-regulatory region sequence-specific DNA binding; DNA-binding transcription factor activity, RNA polymerase II-specific; zinc ion binding. NCBI's taxonomy places the organism in Eukaryota, Metazoa, Arthropoda, Arachnida, Araneae, Eresidae.